CAAGGCCCAGCUUUCCGCCCAGCAGAACCCGUGUGGCACAGCUGGGACCCAGCACGUUGGCGGAAUGGACCCGUCCUGGGCCACUCAAGAGAGUGAGGCGGUGGCAGAGAAGGUGCUCCGGUACCGGCGGGACGCGUCGGGCUGGAAGAAGUGCCGGGAAGGCAAUGGAGUUUCAAUUUCCUGGAGGCCAUCUGAGGAGUUUCCAGGGAAUCUGUACCGAGGAGAAGGGAUUCUGUGUGGGACACCAGACGAGGUGUGGGAUUGCAUAAAGCCAGUUGCUUCGGGCCUCCGGGAGAAGUGGGAUGAUAAUGUGAGCAGCUUUGAAAUUGUCCAGAGCAUCACAGAUAUGCUGUGUGUGAGCAGAACCUCCACGCCCUCAGCUGCCAUGAAGCUUAUUUCUCCCAGGGACUUUGUGGACUUGGUGCUGGUGAAGAAGUAUGAGGAUGGCACCAUCAGCUCCAAUGCUACCCAUGUGGAACAUCCAUUGUGUCCCCCAAAGCCCGGUUUUGUGAGAGGAUUUAACCACCCAUGCGGGUGCUUCUGUGAACCACUGCCAGGGGAGCCCAACAAAACCAACCUGGUCACAUUCUUCCAGACAGACCUGAGUGGCUACCUCCCUCAGAGUGUGGUGGACUCCUUCUUCCCUCGAAGCAUGGCUGAGUUCUACCCCAACCUUCAGAAGGCAGUGAGGAAGUUCCAUCACUGACAGUCGCCUAUUGGCAGGGAUUGCCUAUGGUCCUUCAGGAACUACAGCUGUUGAGCCUCAAAGAACACGGAAGAGCUGCUGAGGCCUCUUGAGAUGCCAUAGUUAACAGCAAAUCUCAGGGUUCCAUUCCAGAGGAGCAGCCCAUCCUUCCACACCACCCUCCCUCCUCUUGGGCUUGGUGUGGAAAGAGCUAACCAUCAGCUUGAUGUGGUGCACACAUAGGCCUGGCAGGCCAGGGCAGGUUCCACUAUGGCCACCUGAGAGAUGGCUCACGUACUCUUUGAUUCCUUGUGGUCCAGAGCCCUGUGUGUUGGUUGCUGUCAGACACCUUGUCCCUGUGUGGGUCUUAAAGAAUCAUCAUCCAUUCUGAUCACUAAAUCCUGCUUCCUCUGGCAUCUGGAGUUCCCAGACUCCUGUGUUCCCUUUCUGGAUAUGCUUUUGUAUACAAAUUUUUAGGUACAAAACUUUCCCCCUUUACAAAAGUGUCAACUUGGAAAAUGAUGUUUUAAACCACAGGAUAAGCCUUAAGGAAAAAUACUUUCAAUCUA
Mus caroli (Ryukyu mouse) is the source of this 1254-nucleotide messenger RNA. It is a transcript of the gene Stard5, whose product is annotated as StAR related lipid transfer domain containing 5. Gene Ontology annotation, molecular function: cholesterol transfer activity; cholesterol binding. The record is from RefSeq and is a predicted model, not a curated record. NCBI's taxonomy places the organism in Eukaryota, Metazoa, Chordata, Mammalia, Rodentia, Muridae. Gene Ontology annotation, biological process: cholesterol import.